CUCAGCAGGUACCAGGGCAGCAUAGGAAUCAGUGAGGGCAGAGCUGGUGCCCAGAUGGAAACUGUGAAGAAUCAAGCUUUGUACAAAGUUCAGAUCCUAAAAGAUAUUGCAGAAGUGGGUUCCCAGGUAUAUCUGGGGCCAGAAAAUAUAUUUCUUGCCGCUCUGGAAGUUGGAGAUCUGAACAUUAUCCGAAUACUAGGAGCCAGGCAUGCAAACUGCGCUUUGGAGGUCAUGGGAGAAGAACUGGGGUAUGAAGCACAGACCCCGGCAAAGUUUGGCCUUGCAGGUCUGUGGACCCUAGAAUAUACACAAGAGCUCACCACUCCUCUUUGCAUCACCAGUGCCCAUGGCUACAGUGAAUGUGUUCGUUACCUCCUUCACCGCCGUGCAGACCCCAAUGCCGCUCCCGGUGGGAGGGCACCCCUACAUGAAGCUUGCGCUGGGGGACAUGCAGACUGUGUCCAAUUGCUGUUGGACUAUGGAGCCAACCCCAAUCAGCUGAGUGAUGAUGGACUGAGCCCACUACAUUACUGUAACACCCUUGGUUCAUUAAGGUGUGCUGAGUUGCUGUUGAGUCAUGGUGCAAAUGUGAACCAGGGCACAGAAGAAAAACUUGACUCCCCACUUCACUUGGCUUCUCAGCUGGCUCUCAUUCCCCAUGUUCAGCUUUACUUGCGCCAGGGAGCCGCCAUUAAUUCAAAGAACCAUGAUGGAGUCACCCCUCUCAGUGCUGCAUGCGGAGGAAAAGAAGGGAAUGAAAGUACACGCCUGGAGCUGUGCUCUGUCCUCCUAGAGGCUGGAGCUGACCCUGAGAUUCCAGACCAGCAAGAUAUAAGACCCUUGCACCAUGCAUGCAGGAGGGUGGAUAGCCAACUGGUUGAACUUCUCCUUGCUGCUGGGGUAGAUGUGAAUGCUGCAGACUAUAAUGGAGUUCUGCCGCUCAGCUGUGUCCUGCAAAGUGCUGAGUAUCACCAGGAAAAGAACCCCCAGGUCACUGUGCGAGCUCUGCUCAACCGUGGAGCACGCUGUGUCUGCCCAGAGGCCUUUGGCAAGGUGCUGCGCUUUUGUUCUGGGCUCCCAGAGAUCAUUGCUGUGCUGUACAAUACAUACGCCAGCCUGCACAUCUUCAGCAGAUGGAAAACAGAGAUUCCGGAAGAGGUUUUCCAGGCUCAUGAAUCCUUUUAUACCACAUUCUUCAGUCUUUCUGGCUCUGUCCGUUCCCUGCAGCACUUGUGCCGCUAUAGUCUGCGCAGACGUUUUGGCCACCAAUGUCAUUGUCUCAUCCCAUUGUUACCAAUCCCAAGAGCCUUACAAGAUUAUCUGCUCCUGGUGACUGAUGGGAUAUAGUCUAAGGGCCCCCACCUCCCUGAAUCUGCUUCAGGCCUUUUCUAUUAGACACCUGAAUUGCUAUGUUUAACCCAGAGAGCUAUGGUUUGUAUGGAGAGCAUAUAUGGAGCUCUAGCGCAAGUUCCACAGUACAGUUUUUGUGAUUUUUUUACUACUUGUCAUUUAUAAAUGAUCUUUUUAUAAUGCGUUACUUUUUAAAAUGAAUUCCUGUUAAAAUGAAUUGUACCACUCGGUGGAUACUGGAGAAGAAAUCCAGGCAUUGGUACAUGGUAUUUGGGAAGGCACCGUUACAGGUAGACAUGUACCAUCCUCCCCUGUAACAGGACAACAGUCCUGGGCAAACAAUGUUUUAUUAUUUUUAUAACUUGGUGUUUUCAUUAUGUUUGUACUUUGAUGUAUGUGGUUCAUUGAAUUUAAACAUAUAUGGAUGCAAAUACUAAAAACUAUCUUCCCCAUAGAUGAUUACUCUUUCCCUUAAAACAGUGAUAAAUAUGUAGGUUUGAUCCAUCCUUUCCUAUAUGUGCCUAUCUGCCUCUAUAUUAGAGAGUAGAGUAGUGGCAUAGUAUGUCCAGAGAAAUGAAUUGCGUGUAAUGGAGGGUCCUUAGCUGGAGGGCAGAUGAUACCAGGUUUCCUCUUAUUGCACUCUCUCUCUACACUCUUCUCUAGAUAAUCAAGGAUUAGACUUAUGUCUCCUUUUGACUGUUCCAACAAUAAAGCUAUGUUAUCCAGGAUUUAGGAGCCCUGUAGUAUUAUAGGCACAUCUGUGCCAAACAUGAGAACAUAGCAUUACUAAUGCCCCAUCAGACACGCUGUUACAGUGAUCAGACUGAGGGAGCCAUCAGGGACCUGCUGCCUAUGAUUGUGCCUGUGGAUUAUUCUUGUGCUUGUAAAUAAACUUUGCAUUUUAAUUGACUAUAAA
Xenopus tropicalis (tropical clawed frog) is the source of this 2266-nucleotide messenger RNA. It is a transcript of the gene asb18, whose product is annotated as ankyrin repeat and SOCS box containing 18. The record is from RefSeq and is a predicted model, not a curated record. Gene Ontology annotation, biological process: protein ubiquitination; intracellular signal transduction. The transcript has 5 exons. NCBI's taxonomy places the organism in Eukaryota, Metazoa, Chordata, Amphibia, Anura, Pipidae. The coding region runs from base 55 to 1347 and encodes 430 amino acids.